UACACACAGCGCGGCAGCUUGGCGUCGCGUCCCGCGCUAAGGAAAGCCAAAUCUAAACAAAAGGCAUUGCGAGGCAACCACUGACGGUACAAGUCGUCAACGAAAAUGUCUUCAUCAAAACGGCAUCGUGGAAACGAAGUGACAAUCAACUCUGUUGAUAUUUUACCUGACAAGAACCAAGAGGAUCAUCACACAGAUGACUACGAAUGCUCCCUAUUUCAUGUGUUCAGGAGAGCGGCUCCCGUUAUAAUUGAGGUGAGUUUUUCAAGGCCACUAUCUGGGGACAGAGUGAGUUUGGAUCUGCACAGAGGGUAUCGCACCAGCUACCGACGAGGCACCCGUUUCAUAGCUACACUUGGCCUGUCUCCAAAUCAACCUCAUCAACUUGAAUUACAGGAGCUAAAGUCUGAGGGAUCUACAGUGACCCUCUCCCUAGUGUUGCCUGCUGAUUUCCCAGUUGGAAAGUAUCAGGUUGCCGCAGAGGUGGUCCCGCAAGGUAGCAGGCAGGGAGUAAAGAGAGACUGCAACAAAGACAUUGUGGUGCUCUUCAACCCUUGGGCACAGGAGGACGCGGUAAUGUUGGCAUCAGAAGCAGAGAGGGAAGAGUACGUUCUGAAUGAGUCUGGCAUCAUUUGGGCAGGAGCUCACAAUGACAUGUUUACCUGGCCGUGGAACUUUGCGCAGUUCGAGGAGGUGAGUGUGCAAGUGGCACUAUAUCUACUGGACAUGCAUCGGUCUAUGGACUCCGAUGCCAGGAAAGAUCCAGUUAGGGUCAGCAGGGCCAUCACUGAAAUGGUGAAUGUGGAGGAUGAUGACGGGGGCAUCCUCUUUGGUCUGUGGUCCCCCAAUGAAGGGGACUAUGCCGACGGAACUGACCCCACUGCCUGGAGUGGGAGUGCAGCCAUCCUACAGGAGUUCUGGGAGACUAAGAAGGCUGUCAGAUAUGGCCAGUGCUGGGUUUUUGGAGGUCUCCUCACAACUGUUCUCCGUUGUCUUGGGAUCCCGGCAAGACCAGUGACCAACUUUGAGUCAGCUCACGACGGAGACGGGAACAGGGCUCUGGACAGAUACUGGGACCUCCAGGAUGAGAUGGUGGAGGAGAAGAGCCACGAUUCCAUCUGGAAUUACCACGUGUGGGUGGAAGCCUGGAUGGCAAGACCUGACCUGGGGCUGCAGUACAGUGGCUGGCAGGCCAUCGACGCUACACCUCAGGAGAUAAGUCCUCACUCCAAGUCCUAUGUGGUUGGACCAGCGUCCCUGUCGGCAGUAAAGACUGGGCAGAGUAUGGACUAUGACACCGACUUUGUCGUAGCAGAGGUGAACGCUGACAUCAGAGACUACUGCGAGGUGGAGAAAGACAAGUUUGUUCUGGCCGUGACAGACACCAAACGGGUUGGUAAGACCGUAAGCACCAAGACAGUGGGCAGCAACAAACGAUGCGACGUAACUGACAGCUACAAGUUUAAAGAAGGCAGUGAGCUAGAGAGGGCAGCUCUGGGGCUGGAUGAGCCUGAUGGUGCCUCUGAUGUACAGCUAGAUGUGUCUUUCAGCAAGCAACCGGCAAUCGGGGACAACUUCGACGUGAUAGUAACAGCAAAGUGUUCAGUGAAAGAGGUUCGGACUGUGAGGGUGAGUGUGGCUGUCAGUUCAGUCUCAUACACUGGAGGCAGUGGAACCAGUGUCAAGAAAGAACAAGGGAAAAUAUCCCUCACCAGAGCUGGUGGCAGUGGAUCAUACACAGUGGCAGUGAGAUCCUCGGACUACCUGUGCUGCCUGCGGGACCAGGCCCUGCUGAGUGUGACGGUGCUGGCUGUGGUGAGUGAGACUGGCAAGGGCUGGGUCAGCAAGGUCCCUUGUCGUCUCCACAGACCUGAUCUCACCCUACUCGUGGACGGCAAACAAGUGGAAGAUGAUGAGUGGGUGGAGUUGUCAGCUGGGAAGAGUUACCCCGUGAAGGCCUACUUCACAAACCCUCUCCAGAAACCUCUGACCAACGUGGUGUUCCUCAUUGAGGGAGCUAGACUCACAAAACCACUCAAGAUCCCUGGAAAAAACACUGGAAAAGGUAAAGUGGCAGAGGUGUCCUUUGCCAUAUCUCCAAGAAGUGCCCCCAGGAAACGGCAGUCUCAGAGCUCCAAGCUGAUAGUCACAUGUCAAUCCAAGGAGCUAAAGGGUGUCAUGGGCACCGCAUGUGUAACCAUCACCAAAUGAACCGUACAAUCAUAAUUACAUACAUUAGGGUACCACUAUUUAAUUCUGUCAUUAGGUAAUCUAACCGUCAACAAACGAACCACACAGACAUUAGAAACGCACACGAAAAGUUAAUAUUGUUGUGCCAUCACCAAUUAAUGAAUGAAAUACAG
Geodia barretti is the source of this 2363-nucleotide messenger RNA. NCBI's taxonomy places the organism in Eukaryota, Metazoa, Porifera, Demospongiae, Tetractinellida, Geodiidae. The record is from the annotation of a GenBank genome assembly.